AUGGUUCACUGGAAAUCUCAACGUACAUUCUGUUCCCACGCACACUAUGUCACCGACGUCGAAGGAAAGCUGGACGUGAGCGUAGCGGAAGCUGUGGGCGGCUCGUACAACGGCGUCUUUCCCGCGGGUCUUUUAACUACGCUGUCGCCGGCGCCUCACGAACUGCCGACGCUGAGACUGUAUCGCCGGAACACGGAGUUGCCGUGGAAGGUUUGUCGAGCAGAGCGCUGUGCGAUCAAUGAAUGUGUUGCUCAUGGAUCCUCAUCCGGGUCCUGGAUGGCCACCAGCCUCGAGGGGCGCAACAUGAGACUCCUGUCAGAGCUGGAGUUGGAGCGCCAGCUCGUGGGCCCCGGCGUGCGACGCGUGCAGGUGCGGGAGGGAAAGAUCCGCGGGGCCCUGUACCUUCCGCCUGGCCCCGGGCCUUUCCCGGGCAUCGUGGAUAUGUUCGGCACAGUCGGCGGCGUCAUGGAAUUCAGAUCAGCCAUGUUAGCAUCCAGAGGAUUCGCAAGCUUAGCCCUGGCCAUCUUCAACUACGACGAUUUGCCGAAAACGACGUCCCGCAUCGACCUCGACUACUUCGAGGAGGCCGUGGAAUACCUGCUCUCCCGGCCGGAGGUCAUUCCCGACCGGUGCGGCGCCGUGGCCAUCAGCAAGUCGGGGGACAUCGUGUUCAGCAUGGGCACGGCCUUCCCCGCCGUGAAGGCCGUUGUGGGCAUAAGCUCGUGUACUAUGGUGUUCCAUUCGAAGUUCUUCUACAAGGGCAAGUUCUACGGCAAGGGCGUGGAGGUGCCCUUGUCUUUCAUGAAGCGAGACGAGGCCGGCGCUGUGUCCGCCGACAUGACCUACCUGUUCGACCCGGACAACCCGCUCAUGAUCCCCGUGGAGCGCGCCGACGACGAGACGCACUUCCUGGUGGCCGUGGGCGACGACGACCCGUGGGGCUUCCGCGCGAGCAUCCCGGCCUUCCGCGAGCGGAUGCUCCGGAACAACAGGAGGAACUUCGAGACCAUCCUGUACCCGGGCACGGGGCACAUCAUCGAGCCUCCCUACGGCCCGCUCAUCCACAGCUCCUUCCAGCGCCACAUUCCCAGCAAGGAGCGCCACGAGGAGUUCGACAAGGGCGCGGCCAUGAAGUGGGGAGGGAAGCCCAAGCCGACGUGCGACGCCCAGGUGGACCUGUGGCGCCGCAUGCGGGCCUUCCUCAUGCAGCACGUCCGGGACGAGAGCCACUGGUACCAGGCGUAUCUCCAGGAACGAAGAGGAUAG
Molecule: messenger RNA, 1266 nt
Organism: Penaeus monodon (black tiger shrimp)
Lineage: Eukaryota; Metazoa; Arthropoda; Malacostraca; Decapoda; Penaeidae
Product: acyl-coenzyme A thioesterase 1-like
Exons: 4
Coding region: 1-1266 (421 amino acids)
Biological process (GO): acyl-CoA metabolic process; fatty acid metabolic process
Molecular function (GO): fatty acyl-CoA hydrolase activity
Source: RefSeq, a predicted model, not a curated record